UUCAUCCUACAAUAUUUUUAAUGUUUUUUGUUAUUAUCGAUCAAUUAAAUAUUUAAAUCGACUCAUCGAUUAAAUUAUGACGAAUACAACAGGAUAUUGUUUAUUUAAUACCGGUUUGUUGAUUGUGUACAUUAUUUAUCUUCAAUCUGUUAUAGCCGAAAGUAAAAUAGAAAGUGCAAGUGAUUUGGACCGAGAAUUCGCAGAUAAACCAACGCGUUCUUUCCAUUGCUGUGCAAGACAUGAAAAAAAAGUUGACGUUGGUUACGGUGUAUCAGGUGAAGUAAUAUCUAUUGACUCAGGACAAUGUAGGAGAGUUUGUCCUCGUCAUGCUUCGGAUGACCCUGGGGAUGUUAGCAAACCGGCUGUACAGAGAUGUUCACCCCGUUCACAAUGUCAUGCAAGAUCUUCACGAAUGGAGAGGAUUUCAACACUUCAAGGGGUUAAAAUUGUUGAAGUCAUAGAUAGCUGUGACUGCUGGCAUGAAUCACGAUGCCGACGAAUAUCUUUUGAACAACUGGUACAUGCAGGGACACCUUAUCAAGUGGCUAUGGAUGUUGGCCUUUGUUUGGGAACGUGUUCAAAAGCAUUAGGUUGUCGGCCUCUCAAAAAUAGUACAAUAAGUAUAAAAGGACCAAAUGGGGAUGAAGUCUAUCAAGUGAUCAGUGAGUGUGGGUGUGCUAAUAAUUGCCAUCGAAUGGACCGGAUUGAAAGUGUUCUCGACUACAGUCAACUUGAAAUUAAACGAGGCUCCAAUACGAGUGAUGUUAAACCAAUCGUUAGGCAUAUAAAUGUAGGACACUGUGAUGGAUCAUGUCCAGGAAAUCGAACGGAAAAAACUUGUUUGUUACGAGAUAAAAAAAAUCCUACAAGAUGUUUAGCAGGUUUAUAUUCGAAACAAUAUAAAUGUACACCCGUACGAUUUAAAGUACACGAAUAUAGAACACGAAGAGGCUUAAAGAGAGAAAUUAUUGAGAUUACAUCUUGUGCUUGUGUAUGAGUAUAAAUCAUCUGUAUAAUAUGAUAUCUUUUUAAAAUAU
Microplitis demolitor is the source of this 1037-nucleotide messenger RNA. RefSeq lists its product as uncharacterized. Bases 77 to 997 code for a protein of 306 amino acids. The transcript has 8 exons. NCBI's taxonomy places the organism in Eukaryota, Metazoa, Arthropoda, Insecta, Hymenoptera, Braconidae. The record is from RefSeq and is a predicted model, not a curated record.